AUGUCAUCGCAGGGGCUGUGGGACCACCUCACCGUUGUUGAAGGCCAGAUCUUUCCCAACACCACCAGCGCACACGCGGGGGUCUACGCCGCGCAGCAACACGCCAUCCGCACCGCACUGCAGCAAGACAUGUCCGUUGCAUGCUUCUUUGAAGACGACUUUCUCUUCGAGCCGUUCCGUGCACCACCAGAGGCAGACGAGGCGACCAGCGAAGGAAGCGCCCCAAGCAAGGGCCAGGGAGGAGGAGGAGGAAGGGGUGGAGGGGAAGGAGGCUCGAAGUCAAAGGCCUCUGCAGGUCAUGCUGCGGGCCCAGACCCAAACUGGAUCAACCAGCACGAGGCACAGGCGUACCAGGAGCACGCUCAUCUCAGCGAGGCACAGCGGAUGCGUCUGAUCCCACAGCACCUGACACAGGCCCUGCGCCGGCUGCAGCUGCACGACCCAGAGUGGGACGCGCUGAUGCUCACGGGCAACUUCUUUCGCUUCCAGCUCGCGUACAACCACACGGGCGACGGUCGCCUCAUUCGCGACUUUGUGCACGUGCGUGGCUUUGGCGCGGUUGCAUACUGCCUGUCCCGGCCCAUGAUGGAGCACAUUUCCUCUGUGCUGUGGGGCUGUGGCAUUGUCCCGAGCGGCACGUUUGACGGCUUCUUCUACGCCAGCGGCAAGGUGUACGCAACGUAUCCUCUGCUCGCCAUCCAUCCGCCCAACCAGAGCUUGCGCCACAACGAAGCCGGGCCAUAUCUGCCCGAGCACCUGCUGUGGAAGCCGCGUGUGGACGUGUUCCACCACAUGGCCAUCCCGCGCGUUUAA
Molecule: messenger RNA, 813 nt
Organism: Salpingoeca rosetta
Lineage: Eukaryota; Choanoflagellata; Craspedida; Salpingoecidae
Exons: 2
Coding region: 1-813 (270 amino acids)
Source: RefSeq, a predicted model, not a curated record